GGUCCCGUCUCCAGCGCGUUUCCGGUUUAAAUCUAACUUCCGGUUCGUCAGCCGGUUCCUGUCUCUGCCUUUCACUUCCGGUGCCUUCUGUUGCGCUGCGGCAGGUUCCUGCGUCCGCUGCCGACGGCCCCACCGCUCUCCAGGUGUAUUUUUCCGAACAAAAGUUGCCUCAACAUAUGUUUUAAGGAUGGCUCUCCCUAUCAUCGUAAAAUGGGGUGGGCAGGAAUAUUCAGUGACCACACUUUCAGAAGAUGAUACUGUGCUGGAUCUCAAACAGUUUCUCAAGACCCUUACAGGAGUGCUACCAGAACGACAGAAAUUACUUGGACUUAAAGUUAAAGGCAAACCUGCAGAAAAUGAUGUUAAGCUUGGAGCUCUCAAACUGAAACCAAAUACUAAAAUCAUGAUGAUGGGAACUCGUGAGGAGAGCUUGGAAGAUGUCUUAGGUCCACCUCCUGACAACGAUGAUGUUGUCAAUGACUUUGAUAUUGAAGAUGAAGUAGUUGAAGUAGAAAAUAGGGAAGAAAACCUACUGAAAAUUUCUCGCAGAGUGAAAGAAUACAAAGUGGAAAUUUUGAAUCCACCCAGGGAAGGGAAAAAGCUUUUGGUACUAGACGUUGAUUAUACGUUAUUUGACCAUAGGUCUUGUGCAGAGACUGGGGUAGAAUUAAUGCGGCCAUAUCUUCAUGAAUUCCUAACAUCUGCAUAUGAGGAUUAUGACAUUGUUAUUUGGUCUGCAACAAAUAUGAAGUGGAUUGAAGCUAAAAUGAAAGAGCUGGGAGUGAGCACAAAUGCAAAUUAUAAGAUUACCUUCAUGUUGGACAGUGCUGCUAUGAUAACAGUGCAUACGCCAAGGAGAGGAUUAAUAGAUGUAAAGCCUCUUGGCGUUAUAUGGGGGAAGUUUUCAGAGUUUUACAGCAAAAAGAACACCAUUAUGUUUGAUGACAUAGGAAGAAAUUUUCUAAUGAACCCACAAAAUGGACUAAAGAUAAGGCCUUUUAUGAAAGCUCACCUAAAUCGAGAUAAAGACAAAGAACUUUUAAAAUUAACUCAGUACCUCAAGGAAAUAGCAAAAUUAGAUGACUUUUUGGACCUAAAUCACAAAUAUUGGGAAAGAUAUCUCUCAAAGAAGCAAGGACAGUAGUUCCAAGUUAUGCUGGCAGUUAUUGAAGAUACUUGAGAUCCACGAACUCUUGCUUUUAUGCUAGAAAUCAUUAUAAUAGUGCUGGACACUGAAGCAAAUACCAGACUGCUUAUACUUAUACUUGGUCUUCCAGUUUUUUGUAAAUUUAAUUUUAUAUUUUUUGAAGAUCACAGCAAUAUGCUAAAAAUUUUAUCUCUUUUCCCCCUAUGUGAAUAUAUUGUUACUCUUGAAAAAAGACUUUCUCCAGGUUUGAGUACUGAGGUGUGUCCCCCACCCCCCACUCACACAAAAAAAGUGGACAGAAAUGUAUACUCAACGAUAUUGAGAUUUUGGAAACAAGUUAUGUUUUACGUUCCUGCCUUAUUUGUGUUGUUGUUGAACUAAAUCUAAGACCAAUUCCAUCUUGAAACUACUGCUUUUCCUUUUAAAACAAACAACACACACACACACACACACACACACACACACACACACGUAUUUUCAAUAAGGAACCUAGUUUGGUAUGCUUAAAAGCACCAAAUUUUAAAAUAUUUCUUUUGUCAUAGACACAGUUUCUCUUCUUAUCCACUAUUGACAUCUCUAAAUUGUGAGCUGUCUGGUUGUAUGUGUGUCAGUGUUUGAGUAAAACUGGAAAAUGUCAGCUGCAAUACCGAUAUGUCAUGGUAUGAAUAAUAGAAAACAUAAGAUUGAAGAAGAAAACUAAGGAACAAGAAUGUUUCUUUUUGGUGGCUAAGUAAAAACAUUUCAGCCUAAAACCAUUGUCAUAAAAGCAGAGGCAAUACAUUUUAAAAUGGGACAUAUCACUGAUUCAGCCCUAAAAAGCAUGAACAAAAGUGUUUGUUCUGUUCUAGCUAUAUCUUGUCUAAGUGCAACACUGUUUCAGUGAAAAUAUCUAGCCAUAAGCUUAAAAAAAAUUGAAAUGCUUAAGCCUGCAAAUAUGUAAUGUGACCACUGUUUUGUGUUGACAGUAUUGGUUUAUACAGUUCUUGUAUUUGAAAGGAAUCUGAUCCUUUCAAAUGAACCUGGUGUAUAUUGUUCUUACGGGACUAUUUCAGUGGUGUAAAUAAUAAAUACCUUUUCUUAAAACACUGGUUGUCUGCUCUGUUA
Eptesicus fuscus (big brown bat) is the source of this 2251-nucleotide messenger RNA. It is a transcript of the gene UBLCP1, whose product is annotated as ubiquitin like domain containing CTD phosphatase 1. Gene Ontology annotation, biological process: protein dephosphorylation. The record is from RefSeq and is a predicted model, not a curated record. Gene Ontology annotation, molecular function: protein serine/threonine phosphatase activity; protein binding. Gene Ontology annotation, cellular component: nucleus. The transcript has 11 exons. Lineage: Eukaryota; Metazoa; Chordata; Mammalia; Chiroptera; Vespertilionidae. The coding region runs from base 188 to 1144 and encodes 318 amino acids.